Messenger RNA from Phoenix dactylifera (date palm), 1620 nucleotides. RefSeq names its product 5'-methylthioadenosine/S-adenosylhomocysteine nucleosidase-like. NCBI's taxonomy places the organism in Eukaryota, Viridiplantae, Streptophyta, Magnoliopsida, Arecales, Arecaceae. Gene Ontology annotation, biological process: nucleoside metabolic process. The record is from RefSeq and is a predicted model, not a curated record. Gene Ontology annotation, molecular function: methylthioadenosine nucleosidase activity.
UUAGCUAAUUUCUUCGUGCCCCGAUGGUUGUGAAUCAUGGUUCCACGCCUGCGUGGGGUUAAGGGGAAUGCUCCUGCAUCACUAUGGUAUCUCCCAACACGUAUUUAAUGCCGGCUAGCCAACUCUUGUAGGGAGCACAAUUGGGUUAGAGGAACAAACAAGGAGGAGGGCUGGACUGAUCGAGAGAAGGAGAGAACGGGUUUAGGGUUCCGACGGCCAUGACCCCUCCGGAGGACAACGCCGGCGAGGCGGCGGCGGCCGAAGACGCGUCGUCUCAACCUGAGAUGGCUCGCGCCCCCUCGCCAGAGAUGGCCGCCGGCUGCGGCGGCGACGGACGCCCUGUAUCGACUGUCCUCAUCAUCAUAGCGAUGCAGACGGAGGCGCUCCCCCUCGUCAACAAGUUCCAGCUCUCUGAGGACACCGAUGGGUCCCUGUUUCCUAAGGGUGUUCCAUGGGUCAGAUAUCAUGGUAGAUACAAAGAAUUGGAUAUAAAUUUAGUCUGGCCAGGGAAAGAUUUGGUUCUGGGAGUUGAUAGUGUAGGCACAAUAUCAGCGUCUCUUGUCACAUAUGCUUCUAUCCAAGCAUUGAAGCCAGACCUUAUCAUCAAUGCAGGCACUGCUGGUGGCUUUAAGGCAAAAGGAGCAUGUGUUGGGGAUGUUUAUCUCGCAUCUGAUGUUGCUUUUCAUGACAGAAGGAUACCAAUCCCUGUUUUUGAUAUGUAUGGGAUUGGAGCUCGGCGAACCUUCUCCACUCCUAAUCUUCUAAAAGAACUUAACUUGAAGGUGGGAAAGUUGUCUACUGGUGACUCCUUGGAUAUGUUGCCACAGGAUGAAGCAUCAAUUCAGGCAAAUGAUGCUACAAUUAAAGAUAUGGAGGGAGCAGCAGUGGCUUAUGUAGCUGACUUACUGUCGGUCCCAGCAAUCUUUGUUAAAGCUGUGACAGACAUUGUUGAUGGAGAGAAGCCCACUUCAGAGGAGUUCUUACAAAACUUGAUUGCAGUAACUGCAGCACUGGACCAGGCUGUUAGCCAGGUGAUUGAUUUUUUAAGUGGUAAAUGCCUCACUGAGCUUUGAAGGCUAUACAUUGGUCAUUUAUAAAUUGAUCACCACCCUCCAGUAAUUUUGAGGGUUGGUGAUCCUGAUGCUGUUUGGCUGAAGUGCUAUAUUUCACAUAUAUUGGUGAAUGAUUAGCCCAUUGGAGCUGCUACGAGUUAAUGAGCUUAUGAUGAGGGCUGUCAAAUAGCUACUUUUUCACAAAGCCCCAAGCAGUUUUCUUGUAUGAAAUCCUCAUUGAUAGCAUUUAAAAAUAGGACAAUCUGCUGUAUGACGAUUGUGUACCUACAUAAGAUACUAUUUAUAUGCAUCGAAGCUUUUGUUAAAUGCUGCUUUUGAGAACAGAUAGCUGGGAAAAGGCUAGAUAAUUAUGAUUAUGACUCCUGUCCAGAGUUUUUGUUUUGUCCGUGGGGGCAGAACUUGGUCCUAAGCUGAUUUCCAGUCCCACCUAAGGUCAUUUUUUGUCGUCGAUGGGAGAUACUCACGACUAUUUGAUCUUGUUUUGUUGGAUGAUCAUGUCGUCUUGUCAUCUAUGCCACUUAAUGAAGCAGCUUAAGAUUGUUCUUUU